CCGCCCAUAGUAUUUUCACAUUCUUCCCACUCAUCAAAUCAACUGGCCCUCAAAGAUUAUUUUCAAAAAAAAAAAACUGGCCCUCAAAGAUCCUCUCGUUCUUUCUCUCUAUAUAUUUACGCACACCCUUUACAACACACGAGCAUAAUUCUUGAGUUCAAUUCGCUGUUACUGUAAAAAAGAGUAAGAGGGUGUUGGUUAUAAGCACUAAAGAUGCAAUCUUUGCAGCAGAAAGCAUCUGGAUGGAGUGGGGUGGCAACAGAAGAUGCAUUCGGGAUUGAUGAAACCAAUCUGUUUCAGAAACUUGGUCUCCAACCCUUCAUCAAUCUGUCCACUGAUUUCUACACCAGGGUUUAUGAUGAUGAAGAAGAAUGGUUUAGAUCAAUUUUUGCCAAUUCGAAGAAAGAAGAUGCUAUACAGAAUCAAUAUGAAUUCUUUGUGCAAAGAAUGGGAGGGCCUCCUCUGUAUUCUCAGAGAAAAGGCCAUCCCGCACUAAUAGGGCGUCAUCGACCAUUCCCCGUCACUCAUCGAGCUGCUGAGAGGUGGUUACAUCACAUGCAGCAAGCAUUAGACAACAGCACAGACAUUGAUGCUCAGUCAAAAAUUAAAAUGAUGAACUUUUUUAGGCACACUGCCUUUUUUCUGGUGGCUGGAGAUGAGUUGAAAAAUUCAAAUCAUGGAGUAUCCCCUAAGCCAGGAGCUAGCAAACCAGCAGCAGCGUAAACAACUUGACUUUCUAUCUUGGGGUUCCUUCAUGAACAUGAUUAUAUGUAUACUUCAUUCUAUCUUACAAAAUCACAUUGGUUUAAGAUGAACUUCCCAUCAUUCAAGCUUACUGAAAUUAAGCUUAAAGAUUAGAUUUUAUAUAUUCUACGAGUGACAAAGUUUAGAUUUAUCAAUGAAAAAAGUUAUUAGUCACACUUCUACUUGUGCUUAAUAUCAUGAAUAUAUGCAAUGAUUAAUGUUUGUAUGAAUAUUCAGUUUAUGUUGGUUGAUU
This is a messenger RNA of Daucus carota subsp. sativus, 997 nucleotides long. Its product is annotated as two-on-two hemoglobin-3. The transcript has 4 exons. Lineage: Eukaryota; Viridiplantae; Streptophyta; Magnoliopsida; Apiales; Apiaceae. Gene Ontology annotation, biological process: oxygen transport. Gene Ontology annotation, molecular function: oxygen binding; oxygen carrier activity; heme binding. The record is from RefSeq and is a predicted model, not a curated record. The coding region runs from base 214 to 723 and encodes 169 amino acids.